CGCGAUGCGCCAUACGAAAGACAAGAUCCGACAUGAGUUGAGGCUGCCUGCUCAGAAGCGAGUAGUCAUCACCGUUCCAUUUACCACCAUCGAGGAGCAGAAUUACUCAGAAUUGAUCAAGCAGAUGUGCCAGGCGUGUGGCUUCUCAUCAGAUGGGAAGUUCUUGGACGAUGAUGGAAACCCGUGGGAUCCGCCUGUUCUGGAGAAGAUGCGAGAAUGGCUAGUACGUCUCAGGCAGACCUGUUUGCAUGCUCAGGUUGGUCGUCGGAACCGCAGGGCACUCGGUCGCGGAAACGCCCCCUUGCGCACUGUCGAGGAAGUUUUGGAGGUCAUGAUCGAACAGAACGACACUAUAGCGAAAGCUGGAGAGCGUGAGGUGGUUCUGAUAUCGCUGGGGAAGGGUCAUGCUCUUGCAAACGUCAAGCCUGACGAGCAUCGUAGUGAGAAAGCGCUCGAAGUCUAUCUCGCUGCUCUGAAGGAGGCUAGCCGGUUCGUUCAAGAAUGUCGAGAUGAGCUGGAGGCCGAGAUUGUGAAGCAGGGGGCCGCAUCCAUCGCGAGCGGCCGUUCCGUCUCCGUUGUCGCUGAUCAAGAAAGCGACGGCGAAGACAAGAACAAACAAGGCGAGGGAUCUGAGCGCCUCGCGCGGCUAGCAACCAUCAAGAAGAGUCUUCGAUCUGCGUUGGAAUUGGAGCAUGCCUGCAAUUUCUUUGUGGGCACAUCUUACUACCAGAUCAAAGAGAAUAAGAACUUGACGAUGGCUGAAUCUGAAGAGUUCCAUCAGCUGGAAAAGUCUGAGACGGAGUUUUAUGCAACGGCGAAGGCAAUCCGGAAAGAGCUGCUACGCGAGUCGCAAGAAAGCGCCAUGAGACUAAUGAAGAGGAUUGAAGCAAAGGUGGAAAAAGAGAACUUCGCGAAAGUGCCGCACAUUAAAGAACUAACAGACUAUGGAGGAAUCGAGAACCGCAAGGUACUUGACAUGAUGGAUCGUCUCACCGAUGUGAUGAACAACCAGACUGCGCAGAUUGACGAAUGGAGGAAGAAAGUAGUCAGCAUACUACUUCUGCCGCUUGUUGAUGAAGACGAGGGCAAGGAAACUACUGGAGACGAAUACGAAGAUUCCACCAAGGCCCAAGACGAUCUCUACGUCUACAUCGCUGCUCUAAGAGCGAUUAUUGCGGACAGAAAUCUUGCGAUUACUGGAUUGAGUAACGAGUUGAUCGACCACGAGAUGCUAACUUCAAAGAAAUUCGCACUUGAAGGCAAAGGGCAUGCUCCCGAGCUUACUUUGAAAAUACUAGACAUCCGCGAAAAGCUGAAGCCUACUGCAAAGGACGCAUCCCUCAAAGGAGCAAUCUCAUUGGUCCGAACUCUGGUCACAAAUCUUCAAUGGCAAGCGGAUGAAGGCAACGAUCGCGCACGAACGGAGCUGAAGAUUGUUGAAAAGGAGCUGGCCAAAAUCCAGGCAAUAUCAACCUCGCAGACCAAAGCGCUGGCGGAACUGGAGAAGGAGCAAGAAUUGUUCCGAACAGCGAUGAAUCGGCGAUUGGGGUUCUACCGUCAAUUACAGCACAUCUCAGAUACCGUGGCUCCGUGGAAAGAGGAGAUGGACGAAAAGCUAGAUAUGGUCGCUCUCGCGAAACAGCAGAGACUAGAAGUGAUGGCGAAGACCAACUUGACCAGGACUAAAGCCAAGCAGCGGUUCUUACUCCAUCUGCGAGAAGAGAACAAGCAAGAGGGCGAGCGAAUCUGUGUUAUCUGCCAGUCGGAGUUUGAGAAUGGUGUGUUGACCAUUUGUGGACAUCAAUUCUGUAAAGAGUGCAUUCAGGAAUGGCAUAGAGCUCACCGCACAUGCCCGAUCUGCAAGCGGAAACUGCACCCCAACGACUUCCACGAUAUCACUUACAAACCGCAAGAGAUGAAGGCGCAAGAGGAAACGCACGAAACCGAAAGCCAGUCACUACCGUCUUCUCCCGGAUCAGCACAAAGCUCCAUCUACUCUGACAUCAGCAGCACCGUCAUGAACGAAAUCAAGAACAUUGAUCUCACGGGAGCAUCAUACGGCACGAAGGUGGACACGAUUGCAAGACAUCUUCUCUGGAUUCGCAAGAACGACCCUGGAGCCAGAUCCAUCAUUUUCUCCCAAUUCAACGACUUCCUCGACGUGCUGCGCAAAGCAUUCGAAGGCUGGAACAUCGGCUGCAGCAGUAUUGGCGAGAAGCACGGGAUCGAGAAGUUCAAGUCUGACGCUAGCACCGAAUGCUUCCUCCUAGAUGCGAAAUCGGACUCGUCUGGAUUGAAUCUGGUCAACGCGACGUACGUGUUCCUCUGCGAGCCGCUGAUCAACCCGGCUAUCGAGCUUCAGGCCAUAGCGCGAGUUCACCGGAUCGGACAGCAGCGGCCUACGACAGUGUAUAUGUACCUGGUCAGCGACACGGUGGAAGAGGCCAUCUACGACAUCUCCGUUUCGCGACGCCUAGAGCAUAUGAGUCAAGGGCGUAAGGCAAACUCCAGUGAAUCUAGCUCGGGCACAGCGACGCCAAGUCUACAGGAGAACGCGAUUGAUGCGGCGAAUUCGCUGGAGCUGCAGCAAGCCCCACUCAAGCAGUUGAUGCGUAAGAAGGGCGAUGGGGAGGUAGUCAGGCAGGAUGAUCUGUGGAAGUGUCUCUUUGCUAAGCCGCGCAAGGAUCAGGCGGAGCCGAGUGCUGCGGCGCAGACACAGGUAGAUCGGCAUUUGAGAGCUUCGGCGGCGGAGGGUAGGGCUUCAGCGGCAGAGGGUUGGGCUACGGCGGCAGGGG
Messenger RNA from Mytilinidion resinicola, 2795 nucleotides. RefSeq lists its product as uncharacterized. The transcript has 2 exons. The annotation marks the transcript as partial. Gene Ontology annotation, cellular component: nucleus. Lineage: Eukaryota; Fungi; Ascomycota; Dothideomycetes; Mytilinidiales; Mytilinidiaceae. Gene Ontology annotation, molecular function: ubiquitin protein ligase activity. Gene Ontology annotation, biological process: DNA damage response; protein polyubiquitination. The record is from RefSeq and is a predicted model, not a curated record.